GUCGCGCGCUGCCGCUGUCCCUUUCAGCACCGAGGAGCGGUAGAGGAGUGUACGUGUGUGUGUAUGUGUGUAUGUAUGUGUGAACGCGCGCGCGUCUGUGGAGCACUUCACGGGAAGGGUCCACGCGCGAUGAGCUUAAAGAGAGGACUAUGGAUAAAAAUCAGGCUCUUCUGAAGAUGUGACUUGCGGAUUACAGGAUCUACUCCCUGACUAGAUUUCUGCUACGUCACUGCCACACUUCCACGCAACCACUCUCUUUGUAACGCUGUCUCUUUUGGAAUAUGAUUCAUUCCUGGGGCUCAGCUAGCUCCACCUCUGGGGUCCUUUACCCCUCCCUUGUUGACCAAUAGGAAGGCUUUCAUCUUUAAUAUUCCCAAAAGCACAUCUUCAGUUUUGGAAUACCUAACCCUCCUCUAAGAUUACCUUUGUCUCAAUCGCUGAUCAUGGAACCUCAGUGGAACCCGAUUUCUUACCCCCAGUCUCCUUCUGUCAUCUUCCUGCUCGUGGCGACUUCUUACACUUGGCUCCUACCCGUCGCCUCCCCUCAGCGGAUCCCGACAGACCCCCAGGCAGCGCCAGAGUAUGCCCACUCCAUCCGACUGGAUGGCGACAUCAUCCUCGGCGGAUUGUUUCCCGUCCACUCGCGGGGGGACCGCGGCACCCCUUGCGGGGAGCUGAAGAAGGAGAAGGGUAUCCACCGUUUGGAGGCCAUGAUGUUCGCCAUCGACCUGAUCAACAAGGACCCCGAGCUGCUGCCCAACAUCACGCUGGGGGCCCGGAUCUUGGAUACCUGCUCCAGGGACACGUACGCGCUGGAGCAGUCCUUGACUUUUGUGCAGGCCUUGAUAGAGAGGGACGGCUCUGACGUCCGCUGCGCUAACGGAGACCCUCCAAUCUUCACCAAGCCGGAUAAAAUUGUAGGGGUGAUAGGAGCCGCGGCGAGCUCAGUGUCCAUCAUGGUGGCCAACAUCCUGCGUCUGUUUAAGAUCCCCCAGAUCAGCUACGCCUCCACCGCCCCAGAGCUGAGCGACAACUCCCGCUAUGACUUCUUCUCCCGUGUGGUACCGCCGGACUCCUAUCAGGCCCAGGCUAUGAUGGACAUCGUCACGGCGAUGGAAUGGAACUACGUGUCCACCCUAGCGUCAGAGGGCAACUACGGCGAGAGCGGCGUGGAGGCGUUCAUCCAGAUCUCCAGAGAAACUGGUGGUGUAUGCAUUGCCCAGUCCUUGAAGAUCCCUAGGGAGCCCAGGCCAGGGGAGUUUGACAAGAUCAUCAGACGCCUGCUGGAGACCUCCAAUGCCAGGGCCAUCAUCAUGUUCGCUAAUGAGGACGACAUACGACGAGUUCUGGAUGCAGCGAAAAGGAACAACCAGACGGGUCAUUUCCUGUGGGUGGGUUCAGACAGCUGGGGGUCCAAGAUCUCUCCUGUUAUUGGCCAGGAGAGAGUGGCUGAGGGAGCCAUUACAAUACUUCCUAAACGAGUGUCUGUGGAUGCGUUUGACAGGUAUUUCCGUAGCCGCUCACUGUCCAACAAUAGAAGAAAUGUUUGGUUCGCUGAGUUCUGGGAGGAGAAUUUCAACUGUAAGCUGGGGAUGCAUGGCAAACGACCCGGUAGCCUCAAAAAAUGCACAGGUUUGGAAAAAGUUGGUCGUGAUUCCAGUUAUGAACAAGAGGGGAAGGUUCAGUUUGUGAUGGAUGCAGUGUACGCCAUGGCCCAUGCUCUGCACCGCAUGCACAGGGAGCUGUGCUACGGCUACCCGGGUCUCUGCCCGCGCAUGGCCAACAACAUCGACGGCAAAGAGCUGCUGAGCUACAUUCGCGCUGUCAACUUCAAUGGAAGCGCUGGCACUCCGGUGGUGUUCAAUGAAAAUGGAGACGCUCCAGGAAGAUAUGAUAUCUUCCAAUACCAGAUCACCAACAGAUCUACUGCGGAGUACAGAGUCAUCGGCUCCUGGACCAAUAAACUACAUCUCAAAGUUGAAGCCAUGCGUUGGAGGACAGGUGACCCAUCUCUCCCGGCGUCUGUAUGCAGCAUCCCAUGCCGUACGGGUGAAAGGAAGAAAGUGGUUAAAGGUGUACCCUGUUGCUGGCACUGUGAGCGCUGUGAGGGAUACCACUAUCAGGCGUCAGAGUUUACCUGCGAGCUGUGCCCAUAUGAGAUGCGACCCGAUACCAACCGCACCGGCUGCGUCCCCAUUCCCAUCAUCAAGCUGGAGUGGCAUUCCCCCUGGGCCGUCGUCCCCGUCUUCAUCUCCAUGCUGGGGAUCAUCGCCACCUCUUUCGUCAUCGUCACUUUCGUUCGGUACAACGACACCCCCAUCGUACGAGCGUCAGGACGAGAGAUGAGCUACGUGCUACUAACGGGAAUCUUCCUGUGUUACGCCAUCACCUUCCUGAUGAUCGCGACGCCGGACGUGGGGGUCUGUUCGUUCAGGAGGAUUUUCUUGGGCUUGGGGAUGUGUUUCAGCUAUGCAGCACUGCUCACCAAGACCAACAGGAUACACCGCAUUUUUGAACAAGGGAAGAAGUCUGUAACAGCACCCAGGUUCAUCUCCCCCGCCUCCCAGCUCGUCAUCACCUUCUCCCUCAUCUCGGUUCAGCUGAUGGGCGUCUUCGUCUGGUUCGCGGUCGACCCGCCUCACACUGUUGUGGACUACGGUGAGCAGCGUACCCAGGACCCCACGGCAGCACGUGGCGUCCUCAAGUGCGACAUCUCGGACCUGUCCCUCAUUUGCUCCUUGGGUUACUCCAUCCUGCUGAUGGUGACGUGCACAGUUUACGCCAUCAAGACGCGAGGCGUGCCUGAAACCUUCAACGAGGCCAAGCCCAUCGGAUUUACCAUGUACACCACCUGCAUCAUCUGGCUGGCGUUCAUACCCAUCUUCUUUGGCACAUCACAGUCUGCAGAGAGGAUGUAUAUCCAAACCACCACCCUGACCAUCUCUCUCAACCUGUCUGCCUCGGUGUCUCUGGGAAUGCUCUACAUGCCCAAGGUCUACAUCAUCCUCUUCCACCCCGAGCAGAAUGUACCCAAACGAAAACGCAGCUUCAAGGCCAUUGUGACAGCUGCCACCAUGUCGGGGAAACUGACACAGAAGGGAGGAGACCGGCCCAACGGAGAGGUGAAGACUGAACUGUGUGAGAGCAUGGAGACCAACAGUGAAGAGAUUAUAACAGUAAAAGCAAUAUUCUGUCUGCAUAGCUGUCAGGUUUGGAUCUAUGUUGGAUGACUUGGCGCUGGGGAUGUGACAAGGAUACCAGGUUCAUCAGAGGAUAGUAGGGAGCGCGUGCUAAGGGAUGGAAGUUAGAGAGGGAAUAGAGAGGAGAACAGAGGAAGCAGAGGAAGAGGUGGUGAGAAAACGACAGAUGGAGCAGAGAAAUAACUGUAUGUAAGGAAGUAUAAGAAUAAAGAUCAUGCUAAUUAUAUGUCACCUUUAGCCUCCUAUGGCAGCUCUUACUGUAGCUUCUGUGCUUUCAUUUGCAAGAAGGAGUGACUUCAUCAUUUAUGUGCCAAUGUGUUAAUGUGACUGAAAUGUGCCACACUUUGUGUCUUUGUAUGUGUUAUUCUGGAGAUUUAAAACACAGAUAACUUCUAUUUUAUUCAAGAAAACAGUGCAAAAUAAGAACACAAAGGCCAGGGAGUAAACCUGCACUCAGGAACUGUCCCCAUAAAACAGGGACAUAUUCUCACACUAGUGUAUCUGUGUGUGCGUUUCCAUGAGAAAUGAUGCCUAACAAACAUUGCUACUUCCUCCCUCGUGCCCAUUGUUCUUUAUCUGCUUCAUUAGUUGUUGUUUUUUUUUUUGUUUUUUUUUACAUGGCGACAAAACUAGUUGCUCCCAUGCUUGAGGAAUCAGCAGCAGCUACAGCAGCUAUGGUGAGAGCCUGGGGGUUAUGUUGACGAGAGAGGUGGUUAAGGAUCAAAUGUUAUUGCCACUUUCUUUCUUCUUCUCCCACCCCCUCUAUCUGUGCUUUUUUUCUCUCUUUCAGGCUUCCCUGCUGAGAGAGAAUUUUUUGGCUCUGUCUGUUCCUGCUCUCACCUCUCUCUCUGCCUUUUGUUCUCAGUUUACAAUGUGUCUCUCUCUCUGCCUCUCCUCCUCUCCCCCUCUCGCUUUCGAGCUUUCGACUUCUCUCUAACCCCCCGAACCUGAAACUGCUCCUCUCUGGUUUCUCUUCUCUCUUCUUCCUCCUCCUGUGUCACACAAUCAGAGAUUCUCUCUCACUGUCUGCCAGGCAGAGAGCCAGAAUACCAAUAGACCAAUAGACCAGAGCCCUCUGUCUCCCCAUUAUCCAGACCCCGUCUUCCUGUCUGCAACACACACGCACACACACACACUGCAAGCACACUCAUAGACAUAUAUGACUUUACAUGAAUUCAUGCAUGAAGGCUGAAAGACGCACACGCACAUCUGUAUCCAGAGAGUUGCAAAAGCAGACACAGUCUUAUAGAAACUGCUGCAGGAACACACGCAUUCACACUGGUGCAGGGGCACACUUAAAGCCAGAUAUUACAUAAUAGAUACAUACAUAGAUAUAUUAUACUGAUAGACACUUGAUAGAUAUAGGCAUGAAGACGCUUAAAUACUGAACACACACAUACAUACACAUAUAGACUCCCAACACACACACACACACACACACACACACACGCACUGAGCUUCUAGCCCUUCUAAUCAAUUUGCACUUUAAAGAGAGUUCCACCUUUCCCUUUGGUGUCUUCAAGCCCCAAGCUCCUCUUUUACUGGUCCCUCACUAGUCUCUCUCUCCAUCCUUCUCCUUUUGUUACAACAGUCAUUUCUCUCUCCCUCUGAGAGUAUCUCCCUCUUUCCCCUGCUGCAACCACUCUUUCUUUAUUGCUCCCUCUGUCUCCUUCUCAUUCUGGCAGUGUUUCUUUGCUCUCUUUUAUCACUAUUAGAGCCGCAUUUCUACAUUGGAAUUAAUGGGUUACGGUGGAGCGACAGAGGCUUGACACGCACAUUCUCAAAAAUGUAAUUGAGGCUAUGGUGGCUCCGGAUCUACACCAUGUGGAGACUGUGGAACUGUCUUUUGUUUUCUCCAUCAAGUUUCUGAUAUCAGUGGUUGAUAGCGAAGGCCACUCGGACCUCGCUGAGGACAGGCUCAGUAAUCGUCUUUUUUAGUAACACAUUUAGCAAAGCCAUCUCUAAGCUCUCCACUCCAUCUCUAAGCAAUCACUCUCACAGUGAAUUGAAGAGCGUAUUAAUGAUUGCGCAGCAAUAAUCUUUAUUCAGUGGCAAGACAAAACAGACUUACCUGUUGUUACUCUAUAUUAAAAGGUGAAUAAAAAAUCCAGCCGCAUAUAAUUAAGACAUGAUUCAGCCUGAUAAACCUGAUAAGCCUGAUAAAACGCUGAAUUACAAAUCAAUUCCUAUAAUUCCACUUAAAGUGGAGAGAAAGACUGAUAGAAAGACAGGAUGGAAAUAUGAAGGAGAGCAUAAUGGUUGGAGGACGAAAACAGUGAUGAGCAUGGUGUGGCAAGAAAAAUGACAAAUUCAAAUUCAGUCAUUAAACCCUCUCCUACACAACUCUCCAAAUAUCACAAAUAUAUCAAUGAUCAGGGCCGGACUGGGACUUAAAAAAUAGCCCUGGACUUUUACCAUUAGGCAAGGUAGGCAACUGCCUGGGGCCCCCAACUAAAAGGGCCCCAAACAGAUUUUUUAUGAUGUUUAGAUAUGAAAAAUAAUAAAUUAUGUUACUAUUCUAACUCAUUGUACCCUGAAAUAACUUACAAAAGGCCCCCAAAGCACUUAAAAAAUAUGCAACUGUAUACUACUUAUUUACUGUGUACAUCUACUUCAGAGGAAACAAUGUACCACUAUAUUUACCUACAAUAACAUAACCUACAUAUAAGAGAAAUGUUAUGUUGCAGAUUCAGAUUUUACUCACAAAAUAUAACAAUUCAAAGAUAAAUAAUAGUUUUACUUCACAAAUAAAAAGUUUUGAAUACUUCCUCUACCACUGCCAAUACCAACAUUCCCAGUUAGAGAAAGAGUGAAAAGUAAAGCAAGACAGUGUUUGCCUGGCCCCCAAAAUCACUAAAUCCAAAAACAAGCGGCACACUUGCUCUUGUUUUUGUAUAAUGGGCUGUUUGAGCGGCCCACAUAGUGCUCAAGCGGCCCAGCGACCGGCCCACUGGGAUUUUUCCCAGUGCUCCCGUUGGCCAGUCUGACUCUGUCAAUGACUGUGUGUUUGUAUGUGUAUGCAGAGAUAAAAGCGUGACAAAAACAACUUUGAGUGCUUCACGCUAGUCACGAUAAAAAGUAUUUUACCAGCAUGAACUUCAGAGCUUCAUCAUCAAAACACUAAGCAGCCACCUCUGGCAGCAUGCUCGCUAACAUUUUCUGCUUACUGUGAAGAAAUGAUGUAUUAUGUAUGGUAUAUGUAAUGUAUGUUGUUAUUUUUAUGAUACUGCUUUGUUUGUGGUUGUUUCACUGAGAGAUGUGGAAUGCAUGGGGCUAUCUAUCUAUCAUUACUUAUGAUGUGUAACCAAGCAAGUAAGCUCGCAGGGUGGUUGGCUCAUGUGUGGGAGUGCAUAGUGAUUAUAUAUUGUAGUUGUGAGGCUGAGUGUUUGCCUGUGUGAGAAUAGUAGUUUGGUGAGUGUGUAUGUGUGGGUGUGGGACAGGACAGCUGACCAUUCUGCACACUGGCGAGACAGACAACCACGAUGUAGAUCCAAGAAAAAUCUCCCGACCCAAUCAUAUCAACUCACCCGUCUUCCUCCAGAUUUGUUUUCACAAAUUGCUUCUACUGCUCCAUUUAACUCUUGAUUAGCCUUUCUCCAGCACUUUUCCUUCAGGGCCAUUGUAGUGCCGAUGGGAUAUUGAAAAGGCACGAUGGUCCUGAUCUGUAGUUACUUUUAACUGUAGUGAGUUAUUAAGAAUAUUCUACUGAAUUUCAGGGAAAAGGGAAUGUCAUGCAAAACUUACGCUAAGCAAUAGCAUAUCUAUGAUCAUAUGUUUAAUGAAUAGCCAUUUAACUGUCCCAUAAAUCAUAUUUAGAUUCUGGAGAAUGUGAGAGAGCAGCAGUAAUGUUAAAUUCUGAUUGUCAGGGCCUGAAGCCCUGUUGGUUUUCAUUCCAGUCAUCUUGUCAGCAAACCACUUUCACCCAGGAAAGAGGAGCAGAGUUUUUCUAUCUACAACACUGACACAGACAGGACUCAGUACAUGCUCUCUGGCUAAUCCUUUUUAUUCAUUCUUCUGAUUCAAGCAGUAAUUUGUGACAGGGGGCAAAGAAGCAGUUAGAGAGAAUUACUUCCAGAACUUUUGUAUUGAUACUUUUGAUCUUUUACUCUUCUUGUCCACUAAUCUCCUCACAUCCACUUUAUCUCUCUUUUAUACCGUAGGUUUGGUUUACUUGGUUUGAACCAAAGGAAAAAAAUAUACAUUGUCGGAUUUUAGUUCUUCUCUGUUAUGUCUUCACACUGACUUAUCACAAACCAACUUAGAGGAGUAAACAGGAAGUCAUACAGGCAACUCAUUCAUUGGGCAGGUUAUGUUUUUGUCACACACGCUUCCAUUUGUACCUCCCCAUUUUUAUCUCUUCUUUCUCCUCCCUUCAUUACCUUUCUUCCAUCCGUACACUGUUCCUCCCUUUUCCACUCAAAAUAUCCAUCAAGUCAAGCCUCUGACUUUCAUAUCUGCCAUUUCCCUCCCUCAAAGGUUAAGUUUAGUGGCUCAUCCUGUGGUUCUUGCUCUGUUUUUACUUUCAAAAAUAUCUAAUCCAUCCCGCCAAUGUCUCUCUAACUCUGUCCCCCCCAAUGGCUGCGGGGCUCUGUUAGCAUUUUGUUGAGGUGCACCCAUUAAAUGUCACCUAGCUGGAGACGGAGAGAAAGGGAGGGACAAGUUGGUGAGUUCAUUUUCUUACUUCACUGUGUGUCUGCGAAUGUGUACAGAUUCAAUACUCCUCUCUGACUCUCAGAGUUUGACUCCUUUGACAGAUAAACAUGCGAUACAAAUAACACACACACACACAUACACGCUCAAAAAUCCCCUAUCCUUCAAAUCAGCGUAUACCAAAUGUUAUGUUUUGAAUUGAUUUCCUGCUCCAUUGCUAUUCUGCAUCUGUCUGUUUGUAGUUACGCUCAUGUUUUAAUGGAUUGUUUAUAAAGUUAAGGUUAACAUGAGAGUUGAUGUGUCCAGACAGAUGGUGCGGAGCUAAUGGAGAGAAACUGA
Messenger RNA from Thunnus maccoyii (southern bluefin tuna), 8189 nucleotides. It is a transcript of the gene grm8a, whose product is annotated as glutamate receptor, metabotropic 8a. Gene Ontology annotation, molecular function: group III metabotropic glutamate receptor activity. The record is from RefSeq and is a predicted model, not a curated record. NCBI's taxonomy places the organism in Eukaryota, Metazoa, Chordata, Actinopteri, Scombriformes, Scombridae. Bases 444 to 3230 code for a protein of 928 amino acids. Gene Ontology annotation, biological process: regulation of synaptic transmission, glutamatergic; G protein-coupled glutamate receptor signaling pathway. The transcript has 15 exons. Gene Ontology annotation, cellular component: membrane.